Lycium barbarum (goji berry) is the source of this 1813-nucleotide messenger RNA. Its product is annotated as violaxanthin de-epoxidase, chloroplastic. Lineage: Eukaryota; Viridiplantae; Streptophyta; Magnoliopsida; Solanales; Solanaceae. Gene Ontology annotation, biological process: xanthophyll cycle. The transcript is spliced from 2 exons. The record is from RefSeq and is a predicted model, not a curated record. Gene Ontology annotation, molecular function: violaxanthin de-epoxidase activity. The coding region runs from base 36 to 1655 and encodes 539 amino acids.
UCACCACAUUUUUUGUCAACCCAACAUAACGAACCAUGAUAGUAGACGUAGCACCAUCCUCUUCCACCAAUUCUCCGGCAACUUUUCCGGUUAACCGGAGUUCCAAUAUCGCCGGACUUGUUCCAAAUCCUUUUAUUCAACACUGCAAGAAAAUUAAAGGGUCCAUAUUUUCUUGCAGGAAAGUCAGAGCUAUUACUACAGGUAGAAGAAGAAUUGUAGGUGCUCAUGUGGAUAUGAAGGAAGCAGAGAAAAAGAGAGGUGGUGAAGUGAGAAUAGUGAGUAUUGUUGGAGAAGCUAGUGUUAGUCCUCUUAAGUCUGCUCCUUGGCUUGAUGUUAUGCUUCACACUGCAGAGAGACUGAAAUGGGUUGAUGAAGAGUUUGAAAUGAUUGUCUUUUCUGACGACUUUGUCAAAUCUAAAGAUGAAACUGACCACGUUAGGAAUGAGCUUGAUCGUGCUGAUAUUUUGGUGGUGGUUGCUGUCAGAAAAGAAGGAGCAGUCAACUGGAUACAGACAAAAAGCCCCAUUGUCCCAAACAUCAUAUGCUUUGAUUCCUCUUUGGCACUAAAAAACAAGCUAGGUGGAAGUUUUGUUGAAACUGAUAAGAGGGGAGAUAUAUUUAGCAGUUUACUUCCAUUUUCUCAAUCUAAGAAACUGAACGAAUCAUUGGAGAUAGCCCGAACAGUGUCUGAGUCUUGGGAAAGGCAUAAUUCUGAUGAUAUUCGGUUCUGCUUGUUAGUUAUAAUUAAUGCUUAUAUUACCCCUGUUUCAACACUGAAGAACCUUAGAGCCAAAGGAUUCUCCACGUUAAACUGUAUGGUGACAAAUUGCGGGCCUCAGAUAUUGAAUUGUCUACUGGAUCCUAACUGUAGGAAGGCACUUCAAUGCUUGAACAACUGUAGCCCUGUAGAUCAAGUAUGCAAUUAUCGAUGUAUUGCUUCAUAUGAGAGCAAAUACCUGGAAGAGUUCUCUCUCUGUGUACUGCAGAAGAAUAACUGUCUUGAACUCGACGCGAAGAUCCCUGAAAAACCUUGUGUGUCUCCAAUGUCAGAGUUUCGAGGGGAGAAAUUGUCUACUGAAAUCGCUGAGGACCUUUUUGUGGGUUGGUUAGGGACAUUGGAAUGGAGUUGGCGCGUUGUAGCAGGGCAGAAUCCAGCUUAUGAUCAAUUUCCAUGCCAGUACCAAUUAUUCUAUCGGGGAAAAGCUAAAGGAUCGUUUUGGUAUGAACCAGUUUUCCAGGUAAGGACGCUUGAAGGGGACUUAGUCUGGAGAAGGCGGAAGUAUAGAGUGAAAAGAGGAAAAGUUCCUGGAACAUUUCAUUUUAGUGUAUUAGAUAAUGGAGUUGUUUCGAAUGAGUUCUGGACAAUUGUAGAUGUUACUGAUGAUUUGAGCUGGGGUUUGUUCCACUAUCAUGGAGCUGCACGAGUGGCAGGGCAGUCAUAUACUGGGGCAGUUCUUGUCAGCCCAGAUGGUCAAUAUCCAGCUGAGAGGGAAAAAGAAAGGUUGGUAUCUGCAUUGGAUAAAUGUGGUAUCAAAGAGUGGGAGCUAUUCGAUGUUGAUAAUUGUUCAUGUGAAAAUGCACCAUUGGGGCUUCCAGAGGGCUCAAGUCUGCAUUCUAAAAUUGAAGUCCAUGGCCGGACACAUUCUUCAGUCUAGCAGCCUGCAAUUUUUGUUAAAGCUGGACUUGUGUUUCGUAUAGUUUAUUGAUAGGUCGAUCAUGAUGACUGAAUAUUGUUACAGUGUGUUGUAAAAUUAUAUUCCUACUACAAAAUUUAGUCUACUCGUGAAAGAAAUGAACUUUUUGUUACAGAAAA